Messenger RNA from Saccostrea echinata, 1435 nucleotides. RefSeq lists its product as uncharacterized. The coding region runs from base 80 to 1108 and encodes 342 amino acids. The record is from RefSeq and is a predicted model, not a curated record. The transcript is spliced from 4 exons. NCBI's taxonomy places the organism in Eukaryota, Metazoa, Mollusca, Bivalvia, Ostreida, Ostreidae.
AGUUUUUUACAAAGCAGAAAGAGAGAGACCUACACACCAAGUGUGUUAUCAUUUUAUAUUAGUGAGUUGUCAUUAGAUAAUGAUGCGUUUGUUGGUCUCUCUGCUGCUUGUAUGCACACUGAGGAAAGGAACAGCUGAUCAUGUCAACAAAGACCCACCCCCGGGGGCCUCCGCGGACCCACAACUACAGAUUAUUUACAAUGAUAGGUUGAGAGAAGUGAUGAAGCGAUUUAACAUCACGGAGGCAGACAUGAAUAUAAUGUUGUCAAAUUUCGUAGAGGGCGGGAAGUCUCCAACUAUAACAAAGAGCGUCCUGAAUUCUAACACCGGCCUCCAAGAAACGAUCACGUUGGAUUUCCAAGGCUUUACAAAUGAAUGGCUAUCACAGGGGAAACGAGACGGCACCGCCCAAGUCAACGAUCGCCAACCAUCAGCAAACAAACCGAGACUGGAUGCACUCGAUUCGGUAGAUCUAGCGAGUCUUGAAGAACAACGGAAGUACCUGAUCCGUUCGAUUUUGACCCUUGAUGCCGAGAGUACGGAUCUUCAAGAGGAUCUUGAAUUUGGAAGAAUUACUGAAAAUGUAUACCGAGAGAGGGCACUAUCUAACAGGCGAUUAUACCGCGAUCUAAUGGAGCAGCUGCUUAAAGUUCAAAAUAUUCUAAACGAAUACGAAACUACAGGGGAAUCUUCACCUAAGGCAGCUAUGGCAAGGAGAGAUUCGUCACGUGUUAUAGCAACAGACACUUCCGGUCCAGUUACAGAGGUAGCGUCUACGCAGCAAGUCGUUGUCGAGAGUGAGCCAAUAAAAAAUAACGACGCAUCAGUGCAGCUAAAAUUAUCUGAGCUUGAAGAACUCCGUAAACAAAAUGCUCUACUUAAUUUGAGAAUUCGUGAAGAGCAGGAAAUGUUAUCACCUUCAGCAAACGGAAUAAUACAAAGACCCCAGACGCCAAUCUCGUUUUCGACAAUUAUACCGGAAGGACGUGUUUCUUCUGCACGGUCUCCGGAGAGCGUUCGAGAAAAGUUGCUUGCAGAAUAUCGAGCUUUACAAAACAGAAAACGCACAAUUUAUCAGCUUUUGCAACGUUAUAGGAGAUUACUUUAACCUAAUAGAAUAGUGAAAUAUUUUUGUAUCGUUCAGAUAGUGAGAGAUCAAUAUGUUGUGAAAAAUUUCUUUCAGUGUACGCUUAUUUAACAAACUAAUCGUGAACACUAUAUCUCUUUGCACACUUGAUAUUCAAUGCUGUCUGGCGGCGCAGACAAGAAAUCAUGCGCAUGUGCGGAACAUUGCUUACUGACAGUCGCAAAUUAAAACAGGAUUCAUGCGACAAAAGAUUGGACGUCUACCACAUUUCACCUAUUCGGCAGAACGGUGUAUGUUACAUGUGUGAUUAUAAGAAGUCUCGAUGCAUUGUAAUAAAUAUGCAUGUCA